UAGUGUAUUAAAUCAGUAAUUCAAUUAAUAUUUAUGAUAAGAGUCUAGCAGCACAGACAGAGACUAGAAAAACCUAUAAAGAACUAUUGGAAUUAAAUAAAUAAAAAUAAGAUAUUAAUUCAUUUGACUGAUGACACUUAGAGUAUAAAUACAAAAUACACAUUACAAUACAUUAAUAUAUAUAGCUAUGUUAUGCAAAUAUUGAGUAUAUUACAGGUGUGAGUAUGAAUACUACACAUAUCAAAAUAUUACAUGUUAUAUAUAAUAUAUGUGCAGUAUAUGUAAUAUACAUACACCGUACUUAUGGUACAGCAGCAGUUUACACCUUUUUCCUGCAGAUUGUCAAUCAUCUUGCUUAUGAUCUGGCACAUUUAAGUAUAGCCCUCCAAGCAAAGGUGGUUAAAUACUUCUAACCACCUUUGCAGCUUGUCUCACACUAUCCCAUCUGUCCCAUGUCUCCACUAUACGCUCUCCACCACAACAGACAGCAAAAGCAGAUUUUGGCUCAAAGGGAGGAAGGUUUUCUCAUCUGGCCCUCUCCAUAUGGUGCCCCCUCUUGUAUGAACAAGUGUGUGCUUUCUAUCUGACUGUACUAACCCAGUUCCCAUGUUCUCUGGCUGCACCAGAAACCCCAUUUUCCACGCAUGCAUGAGCGAACGAAUGAGUGAUCCCACCCCAUCCCCGACCCCCUCCACCUCCGAAAUUACCGAGCUGGCCGACUCGCAGCGGGAGGGUCGAGGUGUGGAGGAGGAGGAGGAGUUGGAGGAUUUGGAGGACCUGGACGAUGAUAUCUUUUUGGACGACCCGAGCUCGGAGCUCGGGGGAGAGGAUGAGGAUGAUGAUGAUGAUGAUGAUGAUGAUGAUGAGGGCGAGCUCUGCCGAGGCUCCGGCGAAGGCCUGGACCCCUUUUACGACCGCUCACCAUUAUUCAGUGUAGUGGGAAGGUUGGUGAGGUUUCGGGAGCAUGCUGGUGGAGGAAACUAGCUCUUUCACGCUGAGACGCUGGGUCCGUUUUCCCUCGAUAGAUCAGCGCAGACUAAAUGACAUAAAAACACAAUAUAACAACACAGAUGCAGUAUUUCCUCACACAGCCCUCACUCUGUUGAGAACUGUGUGUGCGUGAGUUGGGGGAGGACAUAAAAACACCCUCACGUGAGUGUCUUUUAUUUUCUGAUGUGGCACCCACACAUUUUCUGCCUACAUUAGCCUCCUUUUGGUUGUAUGAACAUUUGGGGCAACUAAACUAUAAUAUAACAUCAGUGUGGAAUUGGCACAUUUUAGUUCAGUAGCUUCAGUGGAGAUUUAGAAACUUUAACAAUGUUUUUUUUGGUGGUUGGAUUUUCAUUUCAUCAUCUUCUUUAACGCUGGCUGCUUGGUUAGUACUCCAAAACAAAUUUGCCCCUUAAGUUUCCCCUGUCUCAGUCUUCAAUGUCAC
Scomber scombrus (Atlantic mackerel) is the source of this 1435-nucleotide messenger RNA. Its product is annotated as kinesin-like protein KIF1B. NCBI's taxonomy places the organism in Eukaryota, Metazoa, Chordata, Actinopteri, Scombriformes, Scombridae. The record is from RefSeq and is a predicted model, not a curated record. The transcript has a single exon. Bases 607 to 984 code for a protein of 125 amino acids.